UUUCAUCAUCUUCUUUCCAAAUCCAAGGAACUAUCUUUUUCCCUCUCCUGCAAAAACUUGCACUUCAUUGUUUUAAUUAAGCCUUUUGGAAUCAUUGUUAAGUCAUUUAUUAGUACUACUAAAACUGCAUUUUAUUCAUCACUCUUUCUCUUCGUCUUGUUUGCUUCUAAAUUUCAGUUCCUUUUCCACCAAAAGUGUUGCCUUUUCUGCAUUUUUUAGGGGUGGCUGUCUUUUAUCAACAAUUUUUUACUCUUAUAAUUCCUUCAUUUUCAACUUUACUAGAAAUGGGCAGCGCUGAAAAGGUGGAAAUUCUUGAAUCUUUUAUGCCUCAUGGCUUUUCAAGGUUCUGCUUUACUGAAAAAAAUCCUGUCUUUAACCUAUGAGUGACAUUCCACCGUAGUAAUGCCUUUCAUGAGCAAAAACUUGACAAAAAGAGUGAAUUUUUUUACUGCCCUUUUGGUUUCUUGGUAGCAUAGGUAACAUAAGGCUAAGAAAUCUUUAGUUCCAAUUUCCUUUUUUCCCAAAUUGAAGGCAACCCAAAAAAUGCCAUUACUCAGUUUCUUGAGCAUUUUGCUUUUUGGGUUGCUCUCAAGGUCUCAACUUUUGAACGCCCAGAUCAUGAGUGAUCAAGCUGCAUUAUUAGAAAUUGGGAAGGAAUUUGGAAUUUCUGUGUGGAAUGGGAAUAUCUCUGAUUAUUGCUCAUGGCCUGGCAUUUCUUGCAGCUCCAAUAAUUCAGUUGUGGAAAGGCUUGAUCUUUCUAGUCAUGGGCUGCAAGGUAAUCUCACUCUCAUCUCUGACCUCAAAUCACUCAAAUGGCUUGAUCUUUCAUACAACAAGUUUCAUGGCAUGAUUCCACCUUCUCUUGGGAACUUAUCUGAGCUUGAGUUUCUUGAUUUGUCAUUCAAUGCCUUUGAAGGAUCGAUUCCUGUAGAGUUUGGUAGGCUUAGGAACCUCAUGGCGUUGAACCUUUCGAAUAAUUUGAUCAAUGGUGUGAUCCCUGAUGAGCUUGAGAGCCUAGUGAAGUUGCAAGAUUUGAGGCUGUAUUCGAAUAAGUUGAGUGGCUCUAUCCCUUUAUGGUUUGGGAACUUAACUAGCUUGAGAGUCUUUACUGCCUAUGAGAAUGCACUGAGUGGUGUUAUUCCUCAUAGGUUAGGCCUAGUUAGUGAGCUUAAGUCGUUGAACCUGCAUUCGAACUAUUUGGAGGGAUCGAUUCCUGAGAGCAUUUUUGCUAUGGAGAAGCUUGAAACUCUUGUUCUGACUCAGAACAGACUGAGUGGCUAUAUCCCUGAGGCGAUUGGGAAGUGCAGAGGCCUUUCGAAUGUUCGAAUUGGUGACAACAAUCUGAGUGGAGGGAUUCCUAGAGAGAUUGGCAAUAUAAGUAGUCUCACUUAUUUUGAGGCCAACAAUAACAAUCUAUCUGGUGUGAUUGUGAUGGAGUUCUCAAAAUGCUCGAAUCUCACGCUGCUUAACCUCGCUUUGAAUAGCUUCUUUGGGACCAUACCGUUGGAGUUUGGCUCGUUGAGUAAUUUGCAGGAGCUCAUUGUGUCCGGGAACAGCCUGUUUGGAGAUAUCCCAACUCCGAUUUUAAGGGGCAAGAAUUUAAACAAGCUUGAUUUGAGUAAUAACUGGUUGAAUGGCACCAUUCCUACGAGUAUCUGCAAUGCAUCAAGACUUCAGUUCUUGCUGUUGAGCCAGAAUUCGAUAAGAGGGGAAAUUCCACGAGAGAUUGGCAACUGCACGAAGCUGCUGGAGUUGCAAUUGGGAAGUAACUAUCUAACCGGGACUAUUCCCCCUGAGAUAGGGCAUAUCAAGAACCUGCAGAUCGCGUUGAACCUGAGCUCUAACCAUCUCCACGGACAGCUGCCCGAGGAGCUAGGGAGACUGGACAAGCUGGUCUCUUUAGACGUGUCGAGCAAUCAGCUCAGUGGGAGCAUUCCAUCUGCAUUGAAAGGGAUGAUGAGUUUAAUAGAGGUUAACUUCUCCAACAACCAUUUCAGUGGGCCGAUACCCUCAUUCCAACCCUUUCAGAAGAGCUUCAAUUCGAGCUUUCUUGGGAACAAAGGGCUCUGCGGUGAGCCUCUGAGCGUUUCUUGUGGUGGUCUCAAUGACUCUGCCCGCGAUGCUUACCAUCACAAAGUCUCUUACAAGAUUGUACUAGCUGUGAUUGGCUCGGGAUUGGCUGUGUUCUUGUCGGUGACAGUGAUUGUCUUGCUGUUUAUGAUGAGGGAGAGGCAAGAGAAAGCUGCCAAAGAUGCAGGGACAGCUGAAGAUGAAGAAGCUAGCGCCAAUCCCGUGAUCUUAGCAGGAAAUGUGUUUGUCGAAAACAUGCAGCAGGCUAUAGACUUUGAUGCUGUUGCACGAGCAACCAUGAAAGACUCGAAUCUACUCAGCACGGGCACUUUCAGCACUCUAUACAGAGCAGACAUGCCAUCCGGGAUGACACUGUCGGUCAGGAAGCUGAGGUCGAUGGACAAAACUGUGAUCAACCAUCGCAGCAAGAUGAUACGAGAGGUCGAGAAGCUAAGCAAGCUAUGCCAUGACAACUUGAUGAGGCCAAUAGGGUUUGUCUUGUUUGAGGAUGUUGUUCUGCUGCUGCAUCAGUAUUGCCCCAACGCGACACUGGCUCAGUACCUCCACGACCAGACCAAGAAACCGGACUGGUCCACGAGGCUCAACAUUGCCAUCGGUGUGGCUGAAGGCCUGGCAUUCCUCCACCAUGUAGCCAUCAUCCACCUUGACAUCUCUUCAGGCAACGUGUCUCUGGACUCGAACUUCACUCCAUUGGUCGGUGAAGUAGAGAUCUCGAAGCUUCUAGAUCCAUCUAGAGGGACAGCUAGCAUCAGUGCCGUUGCUGGCUCAUUCGGAUACAUCCCUCCCGAAUAUGCUUACACAAUGCAAGUUACAGCACCGGGCAACGUCUACAGCUAUGGAGUCGUACUUCUAGAGAUCCUCACGACACAGCUGCCCGUAGACGAGGCCUUUGGGGAAGGGAUCGAUCUGGUGAAGUGGGUGCACUCGGCUCCUGCUCGGGGCGAAACCCCCGAGCAGAUUCUUGAUGCAAGGCUAAGCACUAUAUCAUUUGGUUGCAGGAAAGAGAUGCUUGCAGCCUUGAAAGUAGCUCUUCUCUGCACGGAUAGCACGCCGGCGAAACGGCCUAAGAUGAAGAACGUUGUGGAGAUGCUUCAAGAAAUCAAGCAAGAUUAGAGAGAGCUCAUUCUUAAUUAGAAAAGACAAAGACAACUCUGAUGAUCAAGAACACAUAACAAUCCCUUUCACAGAUUGGUUGAUUUUAGGGGGUGUGAUUGCAUCACCAUUGUAUCAAGAAAUUUCACUAAAGAGGCAUGCUAUCUACCAUUGUUAAUUUCCAUAUAUCAUUCUUAUGGAGAAUGUUGGCAGCACGUUCAUAUGAGAAUGCCGCAUUUUAUAUUGAAAAUAAUAUUUUUGAAGAAUUUCA
Molecule: messenger RNA, 3454 nt
Organism: Salvia hispanica
Lineage: Eukaryota; Viridiplantae; Streptophyta; Magnoliopsida; Lamiales; Lamiaceae
Product: leucine-rich repeat receptor-like tyrosine-protein kinase PXC3
Biological process (GO): protein phosphorylation
Molecular function (GO): protein kinase activity; ATP binding; protein binding
Source: RefSeq, a predicted model, not a curated record